CAUAUGUGUACCGUUUUUAAAGCACCAGAAUUUUUAAAAACAUCUAUUUUUUUAUGCCUCCGCCCACCGAAGGUGGGUGCCGGAGGCAUUAUGUCUUCGGGUCGUCCGUCCGUCCCACUUUCGUUCUCGCGAUAACUAAAAAACCGGUCAACCAAUCAUCUUCAAACUUGGCUCGAGGAUACAUAUCUAGAUACAUAUCUAGGUGACGAUGAGCUGAUUAGUUUUGGGGAUAUCAAGGUCAAAGAUCAAGGUCAUAGAAUUCAAUAAAAUACAUAAGAAAUAGACCGUUCUUGCGAUAACUCCAAAACCCUUUGAUGCAUCAACUUCAAACUUGGCUCAUGUGUGCAUAUACAAGUGAUAAUGAUCUGAGUAGAUUUUGGGGUCUCAAGGUCAAAGGUCAAGGUCAAAGAAUUAAAUAAUAUACCUAGAAAUGGACCGUUCUCUCGAUGAUUCCAAAACCAUUUAAUGGAUCAACUUCAAACUUGGUUCAUGUAUGCAUAUACAAGUGGCACUGAUCUGAUUAGAUUUUGGGGUAUCAAGGUCACAGGGUUUAAUCAAGUUCAUAUGUCUGCUUUUUGCAGAAACAGUUAUCUGACUAGAUUUUGAAGUCGCAAGUUCAAAAGUCUAGUUUUUAUCUUUAUGGAAAUAGAAACUAGGAAAUAUAUUUCUGAUCUGGUAGUGGCGGAGGCAUACAUUUCGACCGUGCACGGUCUAAUAUUCAUCUAGUUUUUUCUGACAAUGCUACCCAUCUACUUUAAUGUACUAGAUUGGGAGAUAAAAUGCUGGAAACAUGCACACAGUUAAUAAUUGUUUUCCCCAAAUUUUAAAAGGGAGGCAUUUUUAUUUUUUGUUUUGCAUGUGCACUAUUGAAUAAUAAUUGUUAUCUGUCAGUCAUAUCCUCAGGCAUGAAAAUUCUCCGCGGAUUUCCGCGUUUUUUGUUUGCUGAAUUUCCAUUUUUUUUACUCCUAAAAUCCGCGUUUUAAUUUCCGAUUUUUAGCGCUAAAAUGUUUUAGCAUAUCUUACGUGUUUAUGACGUUCGGCCUUUACAACGAUUGCGCAGGAAUCUCUUAUCUAGCACAUCUCAACUCUACACGUGUAUUUCGCGGUGUGUUUUACGUUUCUGUGCAUGCAGUGCAGCGGUGGUGUGCUUGCAAUCGCUGGGGGCAACCCGGCGCGCCGGGCAUGCAGCGACCGGGCGCGCAUAUCAUAUCGGACCAGUGGAAGACCGAUAAAGAAGCUGAAUGUGCUCGCAGAGAUUUGUGACGUAACUUGGUUUCCAAAGACAAAACUAAAAUAGCUGAAGGUCAACUUCAUGAGAAAUCAGCUAAGACAAAGUUAUCAGAAAACUUUCAGCGCAAAUUGCUCAAGUACAAGUAUGACAAGUAGCUUAUUAUGGUAAGACUGAUUAAAUUGGUAAAUGACUUAAGUUAAGUUGAUUACCGUAAACCGGGGUGACUUUGGACACCAGGGUGACUUUGGACAGUUUAGAUAUGUGAUGAUAGGGGGAUAUGUGAAUAAUUAAAUGGCUCGUUUCAUUAUUUACAUAUCCUUUAUCAUAAAAUAACUAAAUAUUUUCAGAAAAAUCAACGGCGAAAGGAAUGUAGCUGAAGCAAUCUUCUUUUUAAAAACUGUCCAAAGUCACCUUGAUUUUUUAGUAUUUUUUUGUAUUUUUUUAUUGAAUUUUGGACAAAAAAUCCAUAUAAAUACUUCAUUACAAUCAUUCAACUCAAACAGGUUUUUGGAGUUGUAAAAUUGAUAAAACUCAGGAGCUUCCGGGGGCGUUGGCCCCCCUGGACCCCACCCGUUAGCAGCGAGCGGCAAGCCGCUCGCCAGGUGGGCUUCGCCCACUGUCUUGUCAACGACAUUUCCAAAACCCUUUCAGCUUUUUUUUUCAUACCCAAUUUUCAUGCCUGUAUCCUAAAAGCAACUACUUUUGAAAUUCUGAGGAAGUAAAUGAGUUCAAAUAAAAAUUUGAGUGUAUCAGAAUUGUAGAAUAUCGUUACCUAAUGAAAGCAUAACUUCUUUUUCGCCUUCAACAGGACGUACUACAAGCUAUUUGAGCAAUCGUACGGCGCAGCAUCUGGUGAGCAAAUGUUUGUAGAUCUGGAGAGCAGGAUACAUCAAUAUAAUGAAGAACAGCACCAGACCUGUGCAAAAAUUGAGCAGACAUCUGACAAUCAAACUGUCAUCGCAAUAUGCACUCCUUUAAUGAAAAGAGUGCAUGAAAAAAUUAGACACAGUGGAGAGAUGGUUUUUGUUGACUCUAGUGGUAAUUGCGAUAGGCACAAUUGCCGGAUUUUUGUACUGCUGACUCAUUCUUCUGCAGGAGGACUACCAUUAGGGAUUGUAGUGACGACCUCAGAGUCACAAUCAACCAUAACAGCUGGUUUUAACCUCUUGAAGUCUAUACUACCUGAAGAUGCAUUCACUGGACGAGGUGCAUAUGGUCCUCAGGUUGCCAUGACGGACGACAGCAAAUCACUUCGUCAAGGACUGCAUGCAGUUUACCCCGAGUGCUCGUUGCUCCUCUGCAUCUUUCAUCUCCUACAGGCAAUGUGGAGGUGGUUGUGGGAUGCGCAUAGUGGCAUCCCAAAACAAUACCGACCCUAUCUUCUCGGCCUCUUCAAAAGUCUUGUGUACGCUGAGAGCGUUGGUGACCUGGAUGCACGUCACAAUCAUCUGGUGAAUGAUGAAAUCGUCCGUAAAUAUCCCAAGUUCCAGGCCUAUGUAGACACGGUAUACCAGAGACGUAAGGUAUGGGCACUUUGCCUGCACAAGGAGCUGCCAACUCAAGGGAACAGAACCAACAAUUUUGCAGAGAGUGCUAUGAGGGUCAUCAAAGAGAAGGUCUUUCAGCGCUUGAAGGCAUACAAUGUCACCCAAGCGGUGCACUUCCUCUGCACUCGGAUGGAGGACUACUAUGUACGUAAGCUGGUGGAUGUUGCUAACAAUAGGAUGUGUAACCCUUCCCAGUCAAAGUACCAUGCAGACGAUGGUGACGUCAACUUCAACAACAUCGUCAAGGUGAAUGGCAAGUUUCAAUUUAAUGAUUGUGAGAAAGAUUGAGAAGAAUGAAAGACAGAAGUCAUAGGUAAUUUAUUAAUGAGUAAAACAUCUUGAUUUCCAUCAAAUUUAUUCACUUCUGUAAAUUAUUAUCAAAGAUAAUAAUUCAAAGUGUCUGUCGAUUUCCUUGAUUUCUAUUUUCUGAAGUAAUUCUACUUUAAUCUACAUAUAGUUAAAUUAUUUUAUCAUUUAAAGAAAUCUAAAUUCAUUGAUUCCCAGGGCUUAGCCAGGAUUUGAAAAUAGGGUGUCCAAAUUCUAGAGCAGGGUGUCCAAAAAAAUGGGGCGAGCGUAACGAUAUGGCAAGCGCAGCAAGUCUUUCUUGGGGAGACACCGCCCCCAGUGGGUGUCAAGGGGGCAACGCCCCCUUUUCGCUGGAUUUUUUUUCACUAUUUCUAUAUAAAAAGAUAGUUUUCUUUCUCCUAGCUUGCUGGAAUUACCUCCUCAGUUGUUAAGGUAAAAACAUGUUAAAAUUACACAUUCUGAUUUGUUUUCCCUAUAUUAGGUAGGUUGUGUAGGUUUGGGUGUGGGUGUGGGUGCAUGGAUAUACGAGUGUAAGAUCAUGUGUAGAUUUGGAUAUGUGGUAUGGGCAUUAAGCAUGAUCAAGAGACAGGCCUGUAUCUGGUAUACUACUGUAUUGGUGCUGAGAAGUGCUUGUGAAAAUGCAUAAGUCCACUGAUAAUUUCUUUCAAUCUACAGGGGUCUAAAUAUGUGGUAUAUGUUUCAUUCAUCUUUUGAAAUAUGCAGUGAAAGGAAUUUUUCACCAAAUAGUCACUUGGAGUUUUCAAAUAUUUGAUAAUAUAUUGUUCUAGUCAGCAAUACUGGGCAAUUGCAGGCCUUCACUGUUGGACUCCUCCCCAGAGCUCAGGCAGCCUAGUGCUUGAAAAUCCCCCUAGAAUAUCAGGCGCUGUAGCGCUGAGUCGUGGCAGAGUAGUUAAUGAACAAACCAAACUUAAUCGAUUUAAAGAGAAAAAUAUGAACAAAUAUAUUGUAAAAAUUCAUUUUCUUAUAAAUUUGGUUCAAAACAAUGAUACAUACGGCCAUUAUCAACCCGGGAACUUAGAGAUGUGCUCCUGUGAGCAGUGACUUUGAGUGUGUUCAAAACUGAUAGUGCAUGUGCAGAGUGCAUGCCAUGCGUGAAUUCCAGUCAUUUACACACACACAGCCAUACACACAGUGCAUUCGUGAGAUUAAUUAAAAGAAUGAUCUUAUGCCAAACAGAUAUUAGAGCAAUUCAGAAAUAAAUUUUCCCCAAAAGCCUUGGGGUUUGAGAAUUUUAGGGAGAAUUUUAGUUGUUGUUUUGGGAGCAUCAGUGUUUCAAAAAUUUGGGUGGUCACAUGGUGACCACCAUUUCUUUGCAUAUUCCAAAUUUGGUGGUCCAAGGCAUCAUUUGGGUGGACUUUGUCCGCCGGACCACCGCUAGUGUCAAGCCCUGCUUUAACUAUUAAAAGGGCGUCCAUCAAAUGAAUUUGAUCAAGGCGUCUUGCAAUUUUUGCCGGGCGUCUUCCAGAAGAAAUGGGCGUCCAAAAGACGCCCAGACGCCUCGCUGGCUAAACCCCUGUUGAUUCCUAUAAGGACUUAUAAGUAAUCAUUGAUU
Molecule: messenger RNA, 4657 nt
Organism: Lytechinus pictus (painted urchin)
Lineage: Eukaryota; Metazoa; Echinodermata; Echinoidea; Temnopleuroida; Toxopneustidae
Exons: 2
Coding region: 2092-3066 (324 amino acids)
Biological process (GO): DNA transposition
Molecular function (GO): DNA binding; transposase activity
Source: RefSeq, a predicted model, not a curated record